CACUCCAGUUAGUCGGCAGCAGGCAGAGCAUGAGGCAGGGCACCGCGCAGCUUUUUUUCCCGGUUGUUGCCACAGAUCGCAGUUUUUUCGCAUGCGCUUCCCCUUUUGGCUUUUGUUUUGUUUGGGAUUCGAUUCGAUUCUGUGUUGCAUGACAAUUUGUGUGAUUUAAUGUGAGUCAUACGGCUAAAAAACAAUUCAAAACAAACAUCAAUUCGGUUUAAGUGCAAAUCAAUCAACGAAAACAUCAGUUAAGAAACAAAGUAACAAAAAAAGAAUGUGGUCUAAACACUUGAAAGGCCAAAAAGGCCCCCACUAAAAUGGCAACUGUUGAAAGCAAUUAAAAGUACGGUUACUGGCAGCAGCAGCAGCAGCAACAACAACAAAACCUGAAAUAGUGGAAAUAGCAAAUAAAAAAAAUAAAACACUCAACGACAGAAAUACAAAAAGGAAAAACGAAAAACGAAAGAAAAUGUCAGCCCCACAGCCAAAGGAUACGGCAUUAAAGACUAAAGAUACAGCAGUUGCAACACCAGCAGCAGCAGCUACAGGUCUGGCUGCAUUGCCGCCUCCGCCAAGUGCCACUGCCACUGCCACAAAACCAACAACGGCAACAACAUUGACAGGGCGGAAAACUUUAACCUCCAGUCGGGCAUUGUCAUUGUUUGAUCAGCUGAAAAACGGCGUCAAUUUAAACAGUUUAACAAUUGGCGCCACAGCCACUGCCACAGCAACAGAGCAGGCGGCAACAUCCACUGCCACAGCAUCCACAGCAACAUCCACAUCCACACCCACAACCACUGCCCUGGCACCGCCUCCAGUGCCAGUGCCAGUGCCCUUGCCACACUCGAAUAUCGAAUUGAAGCCGCCGGCCAAGCCGCCCCGCAACACAUUCAGCACGCCCAGCAGCAUUGGCAUUGUGCAGGGUACCAAAAGGGGGGCCAACGCUGAUGGAACGGGCGCUGCAGCCACACAGUCGUCUGCAUUGGAUAUAAACGCAUUGCGAUCUCAGCUCUAUCAGGGCGCCGCAGGAAGAGCAGCACCACCGGGAGGAACCACACCAGCGGGAGCCACAGGCGCAGCUGGCACCGCAGCAGGAGAUCGGGGGGGAAGAGGCACGAAGAAGCGUUGCCUGGAUCGAUACGAUUCGUCAGAGUCAUCCGACAGCGGCGUUGCCACUUCGCUGAGCUGCGCGGACUCCAGCACGGGCUCCAGUGAGGAUGCGUCCGAGCCAGGCUCCCCGUACAGUGCGCACUCGCAACUGAGCGACGAACAGCUGACCAAGAUGCCGCCCCAGAUACUCAGCGGGAGCAGCAGCAGCAGCACUCCUAGCGGCAGCAACAACUCCUCCACAGCGUCCUCCACGUCCCACGGCAGCGGCCCGACAGCGGCGGCGCCUCCAGUUUCGGCCAUUCCCACACACGGCCACGCCCACAUCCACGGCCUCAGCAUCAGCACUGCCAAACCCACAACGAUGCCGAUGGCCAUGUCCAGUUCCCAGGGGCGGCAGCCCAGCAUGCUGCCCACCCUCCAGUGGCCGUGGAACACGAACCUGGGCAGCACCUCCACCGCCGUGCCUGCCGCGGCGGCCAACAAGAAGCGCCCAGCGGGAGGACCAGGAGCGUGCGCCGGCGCCGCAGAGGGGAGCAGCCCGGCAGUGGCGGCGGCGAAGAAAAGUCGCUGCGAGCCUCAGGCAGGCAGCGACGCGAGCAAAAGACUGAAGGCGGCGGCCCUCGAGGAGUCGCAGACCAAGAUCACCGGCUUCUUCAAGUCCCAGAUGAAGCCCACGCCGGGGGGCAAGCUGUCGCCGCCACCCAACGCCAGCACCCAGGCCCACUCCAGCACAGCCCCGGGACUGCAGCCGGCCAACACGCUGACCAUGAGCACGCCCGCCACGACAGCCUCCUUGAACAAGUACUUUAACAUUUUGUCGCAGCUGAAGGAGCAGAAGCAGCAACAGCAACUGCAGAUGCAACAGCAGGCAGCAAAGCAGGCCACGCCCACUCCCACCCCCACCCCGGCUGCCCUGGCGCCGCCACAGCCGAAUGUGAGUGCAACGACACCGGCACCUGUGCCACUGCCCCUGCCAGUGCCCGCCAGCCAGACGACGAGUCUGCCCGUUCCCGCCCUCAAGAAGAUCGAACGGAGCACCAAGCAGCCGGCGAAGAUCGCCCAGGUGGCGCCCAACCUGCGCAAGACGCCCAACAACGGCAGCAACCACAGCAACUCCUCCUCCAGCUCCUCGUCGUCCAGCUCCUCGAACGGCUCCAACAGCUCCCAGCACACGGGCAAGUCGCCAGCCAAGAAGCACGUGGCCAUCGCUCCGCGAACGCCCGAGAUGAAGCAGCAGCAGCAACAACAACUCCAACUGCAGGCACAGGCCGGCAAGGCAGCCAUGGCCUACCGUCCGCCGGGCACGAGUCCGGCGCUGAAGCAGAAGAUCUCCCAGGCCAGCAGCACGGCCACGUGCACCGCCAUCACGCAUCCGACGACAACGGCCGCCCCGAGCCCCAAUCCCAAUGCCAAUCCCACGCUCUACCAGCUGCCCGUGCAGCUGCCUAAUCUAGUCCAGCUGCCGCCCCAACUGGCGGCCGCCGCCAACAUCAUGCAGCUGAACAACGUGGCCAAGGCAGCCAUGGCCACCGCAGCGAACAACAAUGCGGCCGCCGCCCAGGCGGCCCAAGCUGCCCAGGCAGCAGCAGCCCAGUACUUCCUCAACGGAACGGUGUUCAAGCUGCAGCAGGUGACCACGGCCACCACGACGACGGCGACAACGGCCACGGCAGCGGCCUCCACGGGCAAUCCCUUCGGUCUGCUCAGCGCCAACGAGCUGCAGGACCUGCUGAUGAAGCAGCAGCAACAACAACAGCUCCAGCAGCAGCAACUCCAGUUGCAGCAGGCGGCGGCAGCGAAGGCAGCGGCGACCACGCCCUCGCCCAACAAUGCGGCCAACUUCCAGGAACUGUUCCAGCAGCAGAUUGCAGCCGCCAUCCAGCAGCAGCAGCUGCAGCGCCUGGUGCAAGGAGGAGCCGCCGCCGCUGCGGCCCAGCCCGUGUUCAUGGCCACGCCGGCAGGACUCCUGCUCAACGCCGCCACCUUGCCGGCCAUGCUCGCCCAGGCGGCGGCAGCCAUUGCGGCCAACAACCAGCAGCAGCAGCAACAGCAGCAGAAAGUCGCCGCCUCCCUGGCCCUGCAGCAGCAGCAUCAUCAACACCACCAGCAGCAGCACCAACAGCAACACCAGACCCUGCCAGCCCUGCAGCCCAUUCCCGCUCUGAGCUCCAUCUUCGAGCCAUCGACGGAGCAACAGCAGCAGCAGCAGCAACUGCAGAUGCAACAACUCAUCACUGCCAGCAACAACAACCACAAUGCCUCGAAUAAUCUAAGUAGCAUCAACAGCACUACCAUGCAACAGCAGCACCACCACCAGCAGCAGCAGCAACAGCAGCAGCAACUGCAACUGCAACACCGUGCGAUUGUGAAGCCUCCGAGGCUCAGCUCCAGCCAGCCCCCGCCGCUGGUGACCAUCUCCUCCUCCUCCUCGUCGUUGGCGCAACCGAACUGCUCCCCGGCAUCAUCGCCAGCCGCCAAGAGGGCCCUGCCCAGCGCCAAGCCGUACCAGAAGCGGCUCACGGCAAAGGGCGGCAAGUUCCCCACGGGAUCGACUUCCAUCAUUGCCACGCCCACGACGCCACCGCCACUAGUGCCCACAUCGGCGACCAAAGAACUGUGUCAGCUGCGGAAGAGCACAACUCCAGCCGUAACCACACCCACGCCCGUUCCCGCGCCCACCACAAGUAAUCCCACGCCGCCGCUGGUGAGCAUUGCUACGCCGAAGCUGACGCCCACUCUGAGCAUGGCCAAGCAGAUGCCGGCCAUGAAGUUUGGGGCCACUAGCAUCAGCACCAGCUGCAGCAGCAGUGGCGGAGGCGGUGGCGGUACACCCGAUCUCUUUGACCUGGUCAAGAACUCGCAGGGAGCCAUCAGCAUCGUGGCCAAGGCGAGCAACCAUCCGCUGACGCCGCUGCCCUUCAGCUCGCCCAGCAGCAACAGCAGCAGCAGCCUCCUGCGAUCCUCGCCGGCGCUGUCCAACUCCAACUCGUGCACGCUGUCGGCCUUCAGCAAGAUCAAGGCGGAGCCCUCGGAGGAUUCGGCCUCUGCCCUCGUGGCAGCCAUCUCGCAAUGCUCCUCGGUCUCCUCCCUGGCCUCGCCCAAGCCCCAGAGCUUCGCUGGCCAGCUGCCCAGCAGCAGGGGAACGGACGUGGUGGUGAAGCACGACCUGCUGCCGGAGUGCAGCCACAGCCACAGCAACUCGAACUCAAACUCCUGCAGCAGUUACUCCAACAGCGUCAGCUCCGCGGCGGAUCUCUCGCUGGAGCCCUCGACGCCCGCCUCCCUCAGCUCUCCCUCGCCGGCGCCGUCGCCCUCAGCAGGCAGCAGCAGCAGCCGGAGGGCCGCCAGUCAGACGGACAUGCUCAGCGAGAUGGUCACCUCGUCGUGCAUCUCCAGCGGGGGCGAGGAUUGCUCCCAGACGACCACAGACAUGACACAGCCGCCGCCGGAGAAGAGCGAGCCCACAGCCACGCCGUCUCCGAUCGCCAGCAACAGCGGAGGAAGCAGCAGCAGCGGUAGCAGCAACUACGACGAGGAGGACGACAAGUCGGUGGGCUCCUUGGAGACGCAUCCGACGCACAAGCGGCUGCGGGACCUGCCCACGCCCGAGUCCGGUAUCGGGGGCAGCCUGAGCAACAGCGAGAGCAGCAACUCCAUCGCGGAUGGCAUGUCUACCAAAUCGGUAUCGGCUUGCCCGCCCACCACUGCCUCAUCCGCGUCCGCCUCCGCCUCGGACACCAACUCCCUGGCCAGCAACGCACCAUCGCCCGCCGCUCCAGACUCACCGGACUCCAUCUCGCCAUGCCCCACGCCGGCCAGCAGCACGGACACGGUGGUGGACACGGCCCUGGCCGAAUCCGCGAGCAAGAGCCUGCCCAAGUGCGCCAUCUCGCCGAUACUCUCGCAGCCAAAGACCAUCCGGUUCCCGGCAGGCGCCGGGGCCGGCGGCAAGGGCGGGAAGCGGCACGACGGCGUCUGCUACUGGGACAAGUGCAACAAGAAGCACGAGAGCAACUCGAAGCUGCUGGACCACAUGCAGACGCACCACGUGAACACCCAGACGGGUCCCUUCGCCUGCCUCUGGGUGGGCUGCAAGGUGUACAACAAGGAGUCGUGCUCGCGCCGCUGGCUGGAGCGCCACGUCCUCUCCCACGGCGGCUCCAAGCAGUUCAAGUGCAUUGUCGAGGGCUGCGGCAUAAGGUUCGGUUCACAGCUGGCACUGCAGAAGCAUGUGAACAACCACUUCAAUGCCACGGACAACGUCAAGGAGAGCACCAGCAAGCGCACCUCCGAUCCGCCCGUGCCCAAGCAGCUGCGGAAGAACGGCAAGAAGCUGCGCUACCGCCGACAGCCCUUCUCAGCUCGCAUGUUCGACUUCUUCGACACGGGCAUCAUGGAGGGGCUGCAGCACCGCCUGCGCCAGAUCAGCACGCUCACCAACGGCGCCCAGGCCAUCACCUUCCAGGGCCAGUGCCUGAUGCGAAGGCGCAACAGCCAGGGCGGCCACGACUGCUUCGUGCGCUGGUCCCCGCGCGAGAUAAUAUCGGACGAGUGGUUGCCCGAGUGUCCGAACCGGACGCGCUGCCACACGAAGGUGCUGCACAUCAAGCAUAUGCGUCCAGCGGAAAAGACCCGCGUGGACAGCCUUCUGAGCACGGCCUUCAGGCUGCGCUAUGACGCACAGCUCUUUGCCGACGACUACAACGUGAACGAACUGCAGGAGAUGGGCGCCAGUGACUGCGAGGAGGAACAGGAUGAGGAGGAGGAGAAUGAUGAUGAGGAGGACGACGAGGAGGAGGACGAUGGCAUCUCCGCGACCGUCAGCUCGAGGACUGCCAGCAGUGGGACCGUGUCCAGCUACCAGCAGGUGCUCAGCAUUGCCAAACUGCAGAUGCAGCAGCGCCGCAAGCACCCCCGCAAGCCGCCCAAGAUGGUGCCCGUGGCGCCCACGGAUGCUCUGGUGCCCAUUUAAGAAAACAGAACCACAAGCAACCGAAAAGCAAAAGUAUUCUCUAAGUAAUUACACACACACACACAGACACACACACGCAUACACGCAGGAUGCAAAACCACAAGCGACAAACGAGUAAACAGUGACAACUAGAAUAGAUAUUCUACGAUCUAAGUUAAGCCAUCGUACCAUAUACUAUAUAGAUCUAUAUAUACACACACACACACACCAUCUAGGGUGCAGAUCCCACAGACAAACAGGGCCCCGCUUUGUUCAGUUAGUUAGUUGCCCCCCCAAUUUUCCAUUUCAUAUAUUUACCAUUUGAUCGAUCAUCCUUCGUUCGCUGUACAUUGUACAUACACAUACACAUAUAUUUCGGUUAUAAGUAAGAGGAAAUCCGAGUCAGAUACUGUGGCCACCUUAUCGCAACCCACCCGCGCGUUCGAGCAACUGUUAUGAACAAAUGUCUUAAGUUGUAACGUCUCUAGUUGUAGGUUUUUAGCGUUUAGUUAAAUGUACAUUUUGAUAGGACCCAUAUUUAGUAGGGAGUAUGGAUAAUGGAGUGGACAAGACUUGUUUGUUUCUAAUGUAUUUUUAUUAGUUUUUCGUUUAUCCACGUUUUUUUUUUUAUUCGUUGCUUUCCGUUCCGUUUCAUUUCGUUUCCAUUGUUGUAGUCGUAACUUUAGGACCAGGCCAAAACUUCCAAUCACGCACACAACCCACGACGCGGUGGUCAAAGGGUUAACUUUAAAGUA
Messenger RNA from Drosophila obscura, 6816 nucleotides. It is a transcript of the gene jing, whose product is annotated as zinc finger protein jing. Lineage: Eukaryota; Metazoa; Arthropoda; Insecta; Diptera; Drosophilidae. The transcript is spliced from 7 exons. Gene Ontology annotation, cellular component: ESC/E(Z) complex. The record is from RefSeq and is a predicted model, not a curated record. The coding region runs from base 470 to 6082 and encodes 1870 amino acids. Gene Ontology annotation, biological process: regulation of transcription by RNA polymerase II.